Aureobasidium vineae is the source of this 2298-nucleotide messenger RNA. NCBI's taxonomy places the organism in Eukaryota, Fungi, Ascomycota, Dothideomycetes, Dothideales, Saccotheciaceae. The record is from the annotation of a GenBank genome assembly.
AUGCCUCCUGAGCGACGCCAUGUCCGUGCACAGCAGGCAUGCGCAUACUACAGACAGCGCAAGAUGAAAUGUACUGGCGAACGACCUCGUUGUAAAAACUGUGAGAUUUACGAGCAGGAGUGCGUUUUCAGUGGUCCCACACGAAGGCCACGUCCCACCAAUGCUGCACUCAAUGAACUUCUCGAGGAGAAUCGGCGUCUUCGCGAACAAGUCUCAACAGACAGUCUACCUAAUCAAGCUCAGAUUGAAGCAAGUCACAAUGAAAUUAGGGGUUCAACAGCGGAACAGACGAUACCACCUGAGGACCCCCUGUCAACAUUGUCGCCGCAGAGCCAAUCCGCCGUCACAGCGAUGAUCCAGAGAUCGAGCCCUAUCACAUUGCAGGGUGAUGUCGAAACGCCAGCUUCUGUAGGGAGCACGACUUACCACGGCCCUACAAGCACAUUAUUCAACGAGGCAGCAUCAUCCAACAGACAGUCUCGAUCAUACCUGACUAAGGAGCGGGAGACUUGGAUGCCUAGGAUCCUGGUAGCAGCAGCAGCAGAGCAGCGACAGCUCGAGAGCAUCAACUUUCGUGCCGGCAAGCUCGAUUUUGAUGGUGUCGAUCCCGAACUUGGCAUGCAUCUGCUAAAUCUCCACUGGAAUCGACAACAUCACUCGUUCCUCAUCACAUAUCGACCAGCAUUCAUGAGAGACAUGGCCUGCAAUGGGCCGUACUUCUCAAAGAUCCUGCUCAAUGCGAUAUUCUACGGAGCUUCAAAGUUCAGUCCAAGGUUAGACCUACGCAAGGACCCAAACGAUGUCAGAACAGCUGGUUGGCAGUUUCGCAAUCGCGUGCGUGACCUUCUCGGACAAGCACUUGAUCAUAGCGAGAUUACCACAAUUCAGGCAUUACUGCAGAUGAGCAAUUCGCUUUUCGCCCUCGGCGACGAACAGAGCGCUGCUUGGGUAUACGCCGGAACUGCCUUUCGGAUGCUAGUGGAUGUCGGGCUUCACGUAGACGCAGCGAUGAUGCCAACCAUGCAACGAUUUUCCGAAGAAGAUCUCGAGAUCCGCCGACGAGUCUACUGGUCAGCAUAUGUCGUCGAUAAGAUGCAAUCUUUAUAUCAAGGUCGUCCAGCUAGUUUAAGAGCUAUCGAUGGCCAGGUACCUAUCAAGUUCAUGGAUACAUAUGAGGAGCUGGAACAAUGGCAUCCUUUCGCAUAUGCUAGUGGGCCAAGUUAUCCUGGAUCACCGAGCUACAGUGUGUCGACAUUUGAACAACUGUGUAAGCUUUGCAUGAUCCUCCAGCAGAUUCUUGACAGAACAUAUUGCGAGAGAGAACAGAAGCGAAAUACUCAAGACUUGGUUCAGGAUCUGGAGUAUGUUGAGAAGCAGCUACAGGACUGGAUGGCUGAGCUGCCUGAACAUCUGCGGAUUGAUACCAAUAGUGAUUGUGGCAUUCAGCAGCUCCCACCGCCGCAUGUCUUCUCGCUCCAGUGUAUGUGGAACGUCCUUAGGGUGCUUCUACAUCGCCCGCUAGUAGCUGAUGGCCAUUUACAUUCGACUUUGCCAUCGACUUCAAAGUCUUCACUCGCAACGUGUACGGAAGCGGCCAUCAACAUAGUGAAGCUGGUACGGCUCUACGAUAGAUCAUUUUCUGUAAGGCGAGCACCAUACCUCAUACCGUACGCGACUUACGUUGCUGCCACGAUACACGUUCGUAUAGCUGCCACAAGAGCGUCGACAUCCGAGGCUCACGAGCAUCUCCGCACAUGCCUUGCAGUAUUUGAUCAAAAUUCUGCCACGAAUUAUGCUGUCAAGAAGGCAUCAAUUGUCAUUGAGAACCUGAAGAAACGCAUGGGGAUCAAGCUGGAUGACCCAGGACCAGGUACUACCUCAAGCACUACCACUAGGGAUACGGUCACCGAUCACCCCUCGUCGGAAGUGACGUCAAGGUCACAUUCCAACGCUUUCGCAUCUCUCAGUAACAUGUCUAGCAUGGCAAGAUCGCACCUGCCGAUCGACACAAUGAUCAACCACGAACCAACAAUGGUUGCCGGACAAUUCGACCCAGACCUAGAUGUCGACACCAUCAUCCACAGCUUCAUGCACGAACAACAAUUAUACAACCAACCUACAAACUUCUCGAUGCCGGAACAUACGGCCAAUAACUUGUACGGCGGCACCAUGCCACCAACAACUUUGGGGCAGAUGCCUAGUACAAGCCUUGAAUCGUAUGAAGACGCAUUGUUUGGAUUCAAUGCUUCGGCUUUUGAUUGGUUCUAUCCUAAUCCUUUUCCAUAUCCUCAGAAUUGA